AUGCUGCCUGCGCCGCCCUCGCAGGUGCGCCAUAACUACCACCCCGACUGCGAGGCCGCCGUCAACAGCCAUUUCACCCUGGAGCUCCACGCCUCCUUCGUGUGCCUGGCCGUGGCCUUUUACCUCGACCGCGACGACGUCGCCUUGAAGCACUUCACCGGGUUCUUCCUGCGCCGCUCCCACGAGCACAGCGAGCGGGCCCAGGGCCUGAUGCGCCUGCAGAACCAGCGCGGGGGCCGCCUCCACUUCCAAGACAUCAGGAAGCCAGCCAGUGACGAGUGGAAGAGCGGCCUCAAGGCCAUGAAGUGCGCCUUGUACCUGGAGAAGCUCGUGAACCGGAGCCUGCUCGACCUGCACCAGCUGGCCACCGACAAGAGCGACCCCCACCUGCGUCUCUUCCUGGCAACUCACUACCUCGGCCAGCAGGUGGCGUUCAUCAGAGAGCUGGAGGGUCAUGUCACCACCCUGAGCAUGGUGGGGGCCCCGGACGCCGACCUGGCAGGGUACCUCUUUGACAAGCUCACCCUGGGCGACAGCGACAAGAAGAACUGAGCCUGGACUUCCCCAGAGCCACGGGGUGACCAGAGCCCUGGUCACCGUGCCUGC
Balaenoptera acutorostrata (minke whale) is the source of this 606-nucleotide messenger RNA. RefSeq names its product ferritin heavy chain like 17 (gene FTHL17). The transcript has a single exon. Gene Ontology annotation, cellular component: cytoplasm. Lineage: Eukaryota; Metazoa; Chordata; Mammalia; Artiodactyla; Balaenopteridae. Gene Ontology annotation, biological process: iron ion transport; intracellular iron ion homeostasis. The record is from RefSeq and is a predicted model, not a curated record. Bases 1 to 552 code for a protein of 183 amino acids. Gene Ontology annotation, molecular function: ferric iron binding; ferrous iron binding.